Messenger RNA from Branchiostoma floridae (Florida lancelet), 1929 nucleotides. Its product is annotated as coadhesin-like. The record is from RefSeq and is a predicted model, not a curated record. The transcript has 3 exons. Bases 173 to 721 code for a protein of 182 amino acids. Lineage: Eukaryota; Metazoa; Chordata; Leptocardii; Amphioxiformes; Branchiostomatidae.
CAAAACUAUACUGUAUUCUUCUAUGUUUUACACUUCUCUCCAAUCGUCAGCAAAUCUUCGGCUCUUUGCUGAUAAAUAAGAUUCCCAUCACAGAAGAUCAAGUUUUUGUUCGUCAUCUUUCCCUGACAUGUGACUACGACUUUUCUGCCAUGACAAGUCUUUUGUUACAGUAAUGAUCGUUAUUGCUGAAGUACACAUAAUAACUUAUAAUUGUCGUUCCUUUACAGGUGAUGGACAAUGGUCAGCCUGGAACGGAUGGUCAGCGUGCAGUGAAACAUGCGGCGACGGGACACAAACGCGGAGCCGCAGCUGUGAUAACCCUGAGCCAGUCAAUGACGGUGCCGACUGUGUGGGACAUGGAGACGAGACCCAGUCUUGCAACGAAGGGGACUGUCCAGUUGCGGGGCAGUGGUCCACGUGGCUGUCCUGGUCCAGCUGUAGUUCCCCGUGCGGAGAUGGUACACAAAUUCGCGCACGCUACUGUGAUAACCCUUGGCCUGCAAACGGAGGGGCGGACUGUGAUGGGGACGCGGAGGAGUCGCAACCAUGCAACGACGGAGAUUGUCCAGAUAACGGACAAUGGUCUACAUGGGGUAGCUGGUCCGGUUGCAGUGUGGACGGUGUGCAGAGCCGAACACGCACCUGUGACGAGCCCGCCCCCUCGGGUGGAGGCCUCGACUGUGUCGGUCACGACACUGAAGAACAGCAAUGUGACGUUUAACAUGGUCAUAAUUUUAACCUAUCGAGUCCACAAACCCAUCAACAAUCAAAUAAUGUCACAACAACCGAUUAACAGGCAUCUCUGGGUAGCAUAGUAUUAAUAAUCAUAAUCGUUCAUACAAUCAUUAAUAACAUGGAUGAAGACAAUACCAGUCCAGUAACUUUAACAUAUUGGACAUGUAAGUUACGUUUUUUUAAAUUCAUAUUUCAUACGUGUGUACACACAAAAAACAUAAGCCAGAGACUAACAGUUUGCAACUUCCAAUUAACUUAACAGUGUAUAACAAAUAGGUUCUCACUUUAGCAAAUGUUUUUCAUUUUUCACUUUGUUGUAGUAAGAACGUAGAAGGCCUAAGGAACCUCUCAUUGUAGACAGUUUAACGUGUCUACUUCUAAAGAUAAAUAUUUUUGCAAUAAAUGAUAGUGUGCUCGUAUUACUAGAAUGAUCUAAUGAACCUAAUAAUAUAAUUCUAGGUGUAAGCCUGAGUACAAUAUUCAUAUACUUCUGGAUCCAACGUUCCAUCUCUUCCCUAAAGACUUAACAAGUACAGAACAAUGGCAAAAUAUAUGGAUGGGGGUCUCUUCUUCGAUAUCAUAAUAAAACAUAUAGUUUACUGUCUGAUAAAUUCCAUUUGUAAAGCUUAUUUCUAAGAGCUAGGAAAGUAUGUAAUAGCUUAUAUUGAAAAAACCUUAAGUAUGUAUUAAAUUUUCGUGAUUUUGUAAUUUCUCGCAAUUGAUAAUUUACCCUAUCUGAUACUUUAUUCAUUUAUGCAAAAUCUAAUAAUUAAAUCCCUUCGUACUUCACUUAAAAAUUUACUAGUUAUUUCUAGAGAAUAGUUAUGUACUGGUACAGUCAUCGUAGUUGAUAUGUACUACCUUACCACUGUUACAUUUUUUAGAAAUCUUUGAUAGCCAUAAUCUAUAAUUUGGGUAUCACAAAACUUUCCCUGUCUAGCUAUAUGUGGUAUCUCUAAUGCGUUUGUGGCCGUUCACUUCUAAGAAAGGAGAUCGAGUAAAGAAGAUGUACAAGUAAAAGAUACGAAGAUCAGCCCAAUAGGAGCUUUGUCUACUGCGUACCAAGUUAUUGUGUAUAUAUGAAUCGUAGAAUUCGGCAAAAGUAGGGUAAUUGGCCAGAAGGAUUAACAUGUACAUUUCCCCUCCGGUGACGUCUUGCAAAAACCUAUGCUAAUUUCAGCCUCCCGGCUACUC